AUGACGACCACCCACGUCUCUCUCGGCCCAGAAAGGUCGCCCUGCCACCGCAGUUCAUUCAUUCGUUCCUGGCGCGAAGCGGUACGACACAGUCCGGAUGACUUUGAAUCCCCGAUGCGAAAGCGUGCCAAGCAUGAACACGUCCAAGAAAAGUCUGCACCACCCGAAGAGUCCAAGCACAGAUCUUCAGACACGAUCCUCAAAGAUGGGACCAGACUCACUGAUCAUGCUGGUGGCAGCAUUGUGUAUUCAAAUCCCUUCAAGUCAACACCACCAACCAGCACGAGCAGGGCCACUUCCCAGAGCCUGGCAAACCAAGACUCAGAAUUUAUGGAUGACAUGAGCAACACUACCUUCCAAGACACAGCAAGUCGAGACUCAGGAACAGAAGAGGACGAAUAUAGUGACACCAAUGUAACAUUUCCAGACAGCAUGAGCAGCGCUACACCCCUAGACGAAGCUGAGGCCGGAGGAGCUGCUGAGGGUUUGCCGGCAACAGGCACCAACGAUGACCCUGAAAUUCGUGACGGCGACUCAGCAUUGGGCGACGACAAGGAGAGCACUAUAUCCUGGGACUCAGAAGAAGCAGAAAGACUUCUCCGCGAAAACAAGCCGCUCUUCGAUCAAGGAGAACUGGAUUUUGCCCACCAUGUCUGUCAGAUGGUGGGCAAGAGUUUAUGUCCAAUUGAGGUACCAGGCGAUAUUAAGAUCCUAGAUGUUGGGUCUGGAAAUGGGACUUGGGCGAUCGAAACGGGUGCUAAAUACACAGCUGCAACCAUUCAGACGAUGUACAUCAACGAGGAACAUAUCCCACGAUUGCGCCCUCCAAACGUCGAAUUCCUCUUCGCCGAUUUGUUUUCUACUUGGCCUGAAAACGAGUACGGCUUUAUCCAUAUUCAAGAUAUGGCUGCACAAGUCAAAGACUGGACGGAGCUCGGUAAACGGUGUUACGAGCUCCUUAAACCUGGGGGAUCUGUUGAAAUUAUAACAUUUGGGCCAACUCUCUAUUAUCAUGGAGUGAGGCUCACGUUCGCCGAAGGUCUUGUACCAGAGAUUCCAGAAAAUUUCAGUGCCAAACAUGGUAUUACAACAGAAGAAAUCAUGAACGUCCUCUCUGCAGCCCGCAUCACAGACACUUUCGCUCAGGGAUACCGUGAUAUUGGGUGGCUCUUAGAUCCCGAGGAUGAGAUUCUACGCGAUGCUGGAUUUGCCGAUGUCACGACAACCCGUUACCGUGUACCUCUAAACACCAAUUCCCACGCUUUUAAGGAAGAGUUUUUCAGCAAGGAAUAUUACAGGAGACUCAGAGUCUUACAGACUAGGCUGGGGUUGGAAUAUCGAUCUGAGAUAACAGUAGCGAUUGCGAAGCUAAGCAUGAUGAAGGGCGUUGAGUUGGAAAUAUUCUUUGUAUAUAAGAGGCCAGAGUUUUGA
Clonostachys solani is the source of this 1431-nucleotide messenger RNA. The record is from the annotation of a GenBank genome assembly. NCBI's taxonomy places the organism in Eukaryota, Fungi, Ascomycota, Sordariomycetes, Hypocreales, Bionectriaceae.